This is a messenger RNA of Salvelinus sp. IW2-2015, 1528 nucleotides long. RefSeq names its product hairy-related 5 (gene her5). Gene Ontology annotation, molecular function: protein dimerization activity; DNA-binding transcription factor activity, RNA polymerase II-specific; RNA polymerase II cis-regulatory region sequence-specific DNA binding. The record is from RefSeq and is a predicted model, not a curated record. Gene Ontology annotation, biological process: anterior/posterior pattern specification; regulation of transcription by RNA polymerase II; regulation of neurogenesis. Gene Ontology annotation, cellular component: nucleus. Lineage: Eukaryota; Metazoa; Chordata; Actinopteri; Salmoniformes; Salmonidae.
GGCGUGGUUGUAUUCUACGGCUUUUAUAGAUGUGAAGCGCCAUUUACUUCUCUGAUUUUAGACAACAUCUCGACAUUAUUUUGUCAGGAAAACAAUGGAGACUGUGCUCCCAGAUCAAAAGGACGUAAGAAGGGUCCCCAAACCCCUCAUGGAGAAACGGAGGAGAGAUCGUAUCAACCACAGCCUGGAAACUUUACGACUUUUGUUGUUGGAGAACACAAGUAAUGAGAAACUGAAGAAUCCCAAGGUGGAAAAGGCAGAGAUUUUGGAGAGUGUGGUCAACUUCCUGAGGACAGAGCCUGAAGGAGAACAACAGAAUCAGCAAAUGAAAAGAGGCCACUUCAAAGAGGGUGGGGAAGAGCAGAGGUCCCCCUGCAAGAGGAAGCAGCAUAACUACCGUGAGGGCAUGAGAUCAUGCCUACUAAGAGUCAGCCACUUUAUAGCAACCAAGAGCCAGGAGUUGGAUGAGCCCAGCAACGAUGCUGAUGCCCUACCUCAGAGGUCCCGCAUGGGGCUCACCCAUCCUCCAUCAUCUGCCCAGCUCCAUGGUACAUCGCCUUCCACCCCCGACCAAACUCCCCUGGCUAGACAGCAGCUGCCACAGCCUCACCCAGGCCCAGGUCUGAGAACUGGCCUCGGUAACAUAGAGCGUCUUUCCCCCUCCAAGCCGUACAUGGAGCACAGUGACUCUGUGUGGAGGCCAUGGCCACAGCAGUGAUAGACAGCCAGUCUAUGCACAGUUGGGGUCCCAGUUCGGCACCGGGGAUAUGGUUGUAGAACUUCUAACAGCUGCCCGCUCAUCAACUGCCCAGCAGGGAUGGGAUAGAGGAGGUUGAUUGGCAAUAGGUAGUGAUUGGGAGUAGAGUGGAUGGUGAUGGGAAGUGGAGUGGACAGUUCAAGGUGAAAAUGGUGGGGGCUGACUGGGUUAGCUGUGUGACUCUCGGUAGACUGACUGUCAUUUGUUUAAAUGUACAUCUUGUAUAUAUGGAUUACUUUAUUUGUUCACGAUAUGAAAAGAUACUGUUGUGGAAAUGCCAAUAUAUGUCAAUUGUUUCCAUAUGUCUACUAUAUAUCUACAAGGGAAAUAUGGCAAACUGAAUUGAAUGUUGGAAUUUUUUUGUGUGUGUAUUUAAAAAUACAAAAGGGAAUCAGAUAACCAGUCAUGUAACCCAUUAUGUAAUUUUUUUUGCUUCUUUGGGGUUCGGGGUUCUGCCUUUUUCUCAGGCCUGUCUGCUGAUUAUAUAUGUAAUUUUUAACCACAACUUUAGAAUGUUGAUUAAAAAAAUUCAAGGCUCAAAAACCACAAGUCUUUCUAUUUCUUUGUGACACUGAAAGUAAACAAGAUGUUUGACUCUCAAUAGUAUAUUUUUUUCAAUAUAAACCUUACCUCUGUGGCCUUGCAUGGCAUGAGACUUUGUGUGGUGAUAUAUUAUUAGACAAUAUAGUCUCAUAUUAGCCUUGAUUAAAAUACAUGUUUUCUUUUCAUUUUAAGUGCAUAUAAGAAAAAAAACUGCAUUCAACUAUAUUU